Molecule: messenger RNA, 861 nt
Organism: Carica papaya (papaya)
Lineage: Eukaryota; Viridiplantae; Streptophyta; Magnoliopsida; Brassicales; Caricaceae
Product: RNA-binding (RRM/RBD/RNP motifs) family protein
Molecular function (GO): RNA binding
Source: RefSeq, a predicted model, not a curated record
UCUACUCUCGUGUUUCUCUCUUUCUCUCUCUCUCUCGGUAGAAGGGGUUUUAGCUUAAACCCUUCUGUAUCAGCAGUCAUCCAUGAUGCCUAUUAGGGUGCCGGCGGCGAUCGCUGCAGCGGCUCCUCGCGGCUUGAGCCGCCUCUUCUCGACGGCUUCUUCGAUUUUUCCUUCCAUUCCUCCGCAGGCGGGGACUGCGGUUCCGGCUCGGGAGCAAGCGGAGCCCAACACCAACCUCUUUGUCUCCGGGCUUAGCAAGCGUACUACGACAGAAGGACUCUGUGAAGCUUUUUCCAAGUUUGGUGAAGUGGUUCAUGCUAGGGUUGUCACUGAUCGAGUAUCAGGGUAUUCUAAGGGAUUUGGUUUUGUUAGAUAUGCUACCCUAGAAGAUGCUGCCAAAGGUAUAGAGGGCAUGGAUGGCAAGUUUCUGGAUGGAUGGGUCAUAUUUGCAGAGUAUGCAAGACCUAGACCACAACCUACACCACCUGAGAACAUGUAUCCUCCGUAUAAUCGUCAAUGAACUGAGCAGAAUGAGUUUCGUUCUUCUUGGAAUUGGUUGGCUAUCGAGUUGCAUUCACAAUUCUCAAAUUUUAAUCAGAGGUAGCUCGUUGGUCCUCCAUCACACUUUGCAUACUUUAAGUUAGUGGAGGAGAUUUGCCUUAUUAAUUUAGUAUGAACACUGUAUAACUGAGAAAAUACAUGGAUUUCCAAUUGUUUUCCCCCCUGGACUUAUUUAUAGACAUUUGGUCAAAUUAUGUACUAUUCAAUUAAACUCAAGUUGAAACUUUAUUGAGAAAUUGCCUAGCUUUGGUUGUAUGUUAUCUUUUUGGAAGUUGAAAUUAAAUCACCUAUUUGAUCUUA